AGUUUGGACAUGGAAACUGUUCACAUUGUUCUCACAUUAAGCGGUAAGGAAUCAAUCGAGUUCGCGGAAGUAAUGAUCAAAAGCAUGUUGUAUUUUCAAGGUCGUUUCAAAGCAGACGAGCAGAUAUGCCGCACCGAUCAUUUUCCACAACGUGAACAACAAUGCCCCAGUGGACUUCCUCUCAGACCCAGUCUCAUCGUGUUUCAUGUGCUGAUCGAUUUUCAUUCACGGUCAUACUUCGCUGACAUCUUCAAGGCUUGGCAUCGACCCUAUCUACGGUGGCGAUUUUAUCGGACAGAAUACUAUGAUGUAAAGUUUCUGCAGCUAUUGAGAAAACUGCAUUGCAACCAUCAUUCAGGUGUCCCAUCGCUGAUGAAACUUAUGGUCCCCAACAUUUUGCCUUUAGACGUGGAGAAGGUCAUCAUAAUGGAUUCAGAUAUGCUCUUUAAUCACAAUGUUCUUGAAAUGUGGGAACUGUUUUACGAGUUCAAUGAAAGUCAGGAAAGGGGGGUGAAUGGUGGUUUAUCAUUAUUCCACUUGACGAAGCUGCGGAAGAUCCGUUGGCAUGAAAAGUGGCAGGAAGCAAGUAAAAGGUUCUUCGAAAGAAAUGUCGUACUUGCUCAAGCUGAUCAAGUAAGUCAAACAUUGGCCAUUGGUGAAUGA
Dicrocoelium dendriticum is the source of this 663-nucleotide messenger RNA. Lineage: Eukaryota; Metazoa; Platyhelminthes; Trematoda; Plagiorchiida; Dicrocoeliidae. The record is from the annotation of a GenBank genome assembly.